CGAUGGCGGCCGGGCCUCGGGGCUGCCCCAGCCCCCGGCACCUCGCGGGGAGAGCCCCUCCUGUCCCCCGCCACCCCCGGGUCCGCCGGCUGCUCCGCUCGGGCCCUGCCCUUCCCCGGUGCCGUCGCACCGCAGCCCGUACCGGGGGCUCAGCAGUGCAGGGCCGCCGCAGCCCGGGGGGAACGAACCCCGGCAGGACCCGCUGCAGCCGCAGAGGGGUGAGGGUGCGGGGUGAGGCGUACUGAGGGGGCUCAAAGCCGAGCUCACCCCGGGCUGCGGCGGGGACGGACAGGGCGGUCCGACUUGUUCCUGCAAAUCAGACGAUUAUUUUGCUAUCUCAGAGAUGGCUCAGGAAGAACCCACUGUAGCUGCUUUGAAAGAUAAUCUGUCAGCAGAGAGCCUCUUUAGCAAAAUGUUCUUGCGGGGGCGUGGUGGUUUUAAUAUAAUGUGCUUAGAGCCUGAAAUUCUGUUUCUCAAAAGGCUGGGAAUUAGUCAGGAAAGGAAGGAGAGGUGGAUGCUUCCAGGGAUGAAGCUCAUCAUCCUGCCCCUGUCUCUUGCAGUACAGGACAUGCUCAGCCUGAAGGUUCAGGCCUUAUAGUACUUGGAAACCCUCCCUGCAGAUCAUUUGGAAGACAGGAAGGGCUUGAAUGUGGCAUUUGCACUGUCUCAAAGAAGAGUCUGUCAGUUCACUAGUGUGAUUUUAUAUUUGUCUGUGGAACAGAUUGUUAGCCCUGCCUGCCAUUGGUGGGGGAAGGAUGCAGUGUUGUCCAUCUUAAUCCUUUAUAACCUCAAAACUAGUUUGAGGCCAUUCAAGCCUUUCCUGGUGUGCAAAAGUGAGUAUACAUCUGAGGAGAGAAAAUAAAAUGGAAUUGUUCUUUUUACUUUAGGCUUGCAGCAAAAAGGACUGCUCAGUGUCCCCCAGGCCCCUGGCUCUGGGCCCGGUGCUCCCGGCGGGAUGGAGAGCCUGGGGCUGCCAGCAGUGACCCUCAGGGACGGCACCAUGGCCUACCUGCAGCAGGCUGCCAGAGGUGAAAAGCUGAUUGAAGGACAAGUCAUUGAACUUGAAGAUGGGACCACAGCUUAUAUCCAUCAGGUGACAGUUCAGAAAGAGUCUGUGGCUUUGGAAGACGGUCAGCCAGUGGUGCUGGAAGAUGGCAGCAUGGCCUACAUACACAGCACAGCUAAAGACGGUUACGAUCCUGGCACCUUCCAGGCCAUCCAGGUGGAGACCUGCACUGCCUACGUCCACCGUCCUGUCAUUGUAGCACCUGGCAGCACCAUCCUGGAAGUGCAGACAGGAACUGGGCUCGAGGAGUUAGCUGGGGAGGAGGAAGAUGAUGCCUUUGGUGUGGAGACCACGAAUGCAUUACAGCAGUACAGCAGUAAGGGGUCUGACAAGGAAGAGGAGGGAGUGACAGACACCUGCCGUAUGAACCCUACGGACUCCAGCAACGUCCCUUCUCAGGAUUUGCAGGAGGAGGAGGUGCACAGCCAUGGGAAGGGGCAGCAGGUCAGCAGCAGAGCUUUCCCCUGUGGGUACAAAGGCUGUGGCCGCCUCUACACCACUGCCCACCACCGCAAGGUACAUGAACGUGCUCACACAGGUGACCGGCCAUAUACAUGUGACUUCCCAGGUUGUGGGAAAGCAUUUGCUACAGGGUAUGGGCUGAAGAGCCACAUGAGAACACACACUGGUGAGAAACCAUACAAGUGUCCAGAAGAUAUGUGUAGCAAAGCCUUCAGAACCUCUGGGGAUCUACAGAAACACAUCCGCACACACACAGGUGAGCGUCCCUUCAAGUGCCCCUUCGUGGGCUGUGGCCGCUCCUUUACCACCUCCAACAUCCGCAAGGUUCACGUCCGGACGCACACGGGCGAGCGGCCGUACACGUGUCCAGAGCCCGGCUGCGGGAGGGGCUUCACCAGUGCCACCAACUACAAGAACCACAUAAGAAUCCACACAGGAGAGAAGCCAUACCUGUGCACUGUGCCAGGCUGUGGGAAGCGCUUCACGGAGUACUCCAGCCUCUACAAGCACCACGUGGUGCACACGCACUGCAAGCCCUACACCUGCAGCAGCUGUGGGAAGACGUACCGCCAGACCUCCACGCUGGCCAUGCACAAGCGCAGCAGCCACGGCAAGCUGGAGACCAUGGAGGACAGUGAGCGGGCCCUCUUUGAGCAGCUGAGGCUGGAAGUUGCUGCUGCUGACAGAGGCUGCCCGCUGAAGAGCCACUAUAUUGCUUUCCUGUCGGAGAUGGAGGAAGAUGAAGAAGAUGAUGUUGAGCCUACACAGGUCUCACUUAUCUCUCAGGAUGGGACAGAGCAGGUGACCGUAGUUGCUUCUGGGGCAGUCGUGUCAGAGGAAUCCGCCGUUGCCCCUCUCCAUCAUCAGCAGGUGGCAUUGCUGGCCACUGCCCACGGCACCCAAAUCACUGUGCAGGUGCCCUGCAUACAGAGGACAGCACAGGGACGUGCUCCUGGGAUUGCAGAAUGCUCUUGUCUGGAAGAGCAGCAGAGCCUGGAGGAAGGCGUCAGCAUGGCUGCAGCAGUAAUCCCCUGUGGACCGGUGACGUCUGACACAGCCGUAUCUGAGAAAGGGAGCUGAGGUCGGCAGAGCUGCUGGGGCAGGGGGAGAGGAGCCCUGGCCUGUCAUGGGCGGGGGCAGUGGGUGCUGCAGGGGGACAGGGGGCAGGGACAUGUCUGAGCCAGCACCUGCCCCGCACGGGCCGGGAGGGCUGACAGGGCAGUGUGAGGCUGCUGAAGCGACCCCGUGCAAAGGGCUCUUCUCUCCAAGGAGGGAGGGCAAAGAUACUGGACUGCUGCCUUCUCCUGGAGGCUCUGCUGGAGCCUCUCCUGGACUCUGAGCAGCAGCCCUGUUUUCAGAGAGGCACUUCCUGCCCUCUACCUCUAGGAAUAGUCCAACAGCUCCCCUUUCCUGUCCACCCCUCCAGCUCAGGGACAAGUGGGCAGCAUGUGUAUGGAAGCAACAAAGGCCCAUCAAAGCAAGCCCAGGCUGUCCUGGGCUUGGUUUCAAGGGUGACCAGUACCUGCCGUUGGAGCCAGCACUCUGACAGCAGUUCUCCCAUCUCUUUGGCACAUUCCACUCUCAAGCAAGCUUCGGUGGCUGACUCCUUGGCUGCAGAGCAGAGCAGCCUGCACUUCUCGAGGGCUGAGCUAGACCUGAAUGUAAAUGUUGAGUUGAAAUAAAAAUAAAUUAACAAUGUUGUUUUUAAAA
Pipra filicauda (Wire-tailed manakin) is the source of this 3238-nucleotide messenger RNA. RefSeq names its product zinc finger protein 76 (gene ZNF76). Gene Ontology annotation, biological process: central nervous system development; regulation of transcription by RNA polymerase II. Gene Ontology annotation, cellular component: nucleus. The transcript has 14 exons. Bases 956 to 2608 code for a protein of 550 amino acids. Lineage: Eukaryota; Metazoa; Chordata; Aves; Passeriformes; Pipridae. Gene Ontology annotation, molecular function: DNA-binding transcription factor activity, RNA polymerase II-specific; RNA polymerase II cis-regulatory region sequence-specific DNA binding. The record is from RefSeq and is a predicted model, not a curated record.